Molecule: messenger RNA, 1560 nt
Organism: Aureobasidium musti
Lineage: Eukaryota; Fungi; Ascomycota; Dothideomycetes; Dothideales; Saccotheciaceae
Source: the annotation of a GenBank genome assembly
AUGGACUUCGGUCAUCCAUCAUUCUGUGGUCGUUCGAUCUCCUCCCAGCNNUCGACAGACUACACGCACUCUCUUCCGCCACUCCCCCCUUUGUCGCAAAGCGGCUCUAACCCUGUACCUCCCGAACAACGUCGCAAUCCUCGUCGUAGUCAAGGAAAUGUUCUACAAAAGCCUCCAACUCUCGUACGCCAAGAAGAGCGCAAGGCUACCUUUGUCGAUGGCCUCGUCGACUCUGCCGCUCAAAUGGUAGAAGUCAUCUGGCCCUUGUCGGUCGCCCCUUGCAAGCCCCAAGCUGGUGGUGUCUUGUCCUUGCGCAGGUAUAUCGAGGAGACACUUCGCAGAUCCAGAACAAGUUACUCUACCUUGCAGGUGGCUUUGUACUAUCUUGUCCUGAUCAUGCCUUGUGUCCCCAAGUCUGAUUUUACCAUGCAGCAAUCGGUCGAUUCGCCGUCAGUUCGUGCCCUGCAAUGCGGUCGCCGCAUGUUCCUUGCCGCUCUGAUUCUCGCGUCCAAAUACUUGCAGGACCGCAACUACUCCGCCAAGGCAUGGAGCAAGAUGUCGGGCCUCAAGGUUGCUGAGAUUAACCUCAACGAACGUGCUUUCCUCGAGGCCGUCAACUGGAAGCUACACCUCCCAGAGCCUCUGUUCAAGCGCUGGACUGAAGUUGUCCUGCGCUACACCCCUGGCCAGGCUCCUCCACCAGCUGGACAGAGUCAAGUCAAUGACUUCCCUAAUGAGGAGGAACACUUGACCUGGAAGGACAUCAUUCCUCGACUUACUCCUGACCUGGAGCUUGUUGCACCUGCUGCUGCAGAGACUGUUGAUCGCGAAAGACCAGAAUCGCCAGUCGCAACAUAUAACACGUUGCCAUCAUACCUCGAGCCUCAACCAGAAGUCAGACCUCCCACUCCCAAUCUGGGCGUCAGCUACUUGCCAACUCCUCGUUCUACGCCUCCACCUGCUCUGGCUCCUGCAGUGAGUAUCGGCAGUGUUGAGAUGUGCAACGUAAUUGGCAAGCUUAGUCGUCGUUCGUCGUUUGGUAGCCAGGUCUCUUCUGUGCCUAGCCCUGCGUCGAUGCUGUCGGAAGUAUCCCGCCCGUCACCUGCAUCGUCUGUGACUUCGGUGGGCUCUUACAACUCCUACACGCAGGACCGCAUGGUCAAGACUUCUACAGAGGAAUCAAAUACUGCUUUUUCAGUAACCAAGCCACAGUUAACCGCGUAUGACGCUCAGCCUCAGGCCAGCCGAGCGGUCAAACGUAGCCAGGAGGAUAUGUCUGGCUCGGAGGAGGAAGAACGACGAGGACCCCUCCAGAUGAGAACAAGCUCGCUGCUCAACAAGCACGAGGGAACCAAGGAAUUGCCGAUUGUUCUUGACGAUGAGGACUGCGCCAGCAACAGCAUGGCAGCAGAAGUCGCUAGUCUACAGGCAAAUGCUUGGUCUAGAUAUAAUAACGCCGCUUUCACGGGAGAAGAAAGGAAGCGACGGCGGGUGGCAUAUGGCUGUGAGGAGCCAUGGGCUGACCGGGCUCUUGAUUGCGGCGCAGUAGUCGUCAAUUGA